Pelmatolapia mariae (spotted tilapia) is the source of this 2359-nucleotide messenger RNA. RefSeq names its product solute carrier family 5 member 2 (gene slc5a2). The coding region runs from base 4 to 1896 and encodes 630 amino acids. The record is from RefSeq and is a predicted model, not a curated record. NCBI's taxonomy places the organism in Eukaryota, Metazoa, Chordata, Actinopteri, Cichliformes, Cichlidae. Gene Ontology annotation, molecular function: D-glucose:sodium symporter activity. The transcript is spliced from 14 exons. Gene Ontology annotation, cellular component: plasma membrane. Gene Ontology annotation, biological process: transmembrane transport; sodium ion transport.
UCCAUGUUUCGGACCAAUCGUGGGACAGUUGGGGGAUAUUUCUUGGCCGGUCGUACCAUGACCUGGUGGCCGGUUGGUGCAUCUCUGUUUGCCAGCAACAUCGGCAGUGGUCACUUUGUUGGUUUGGCAGGCACCGGGGCAGCUGGUGGCAUCGCCGUUGGAGGGUUUGAGUGGAGUGCUCUGUUUAUCGUGCUGCUGCUCGGCUGGCUGUUUGUACCCGUCUACCUCACAGCCGGGGUGAUCACAAUGCCUCAGUACCUGAAGAAGAGGUUUGGUGGGACCAGAAUCAGCCUCUACCUGUCAGUUAUCUCACUGUUACUGUACAUUUUGACUAAGAUCUCAGUGGAUAUGUUUUCAGGAGCAGUGUUUAUCCAGCAGGCGUUAGGAUGGAAUAUCUACGUGGCUGUCAUCGCCCUUCUGUUAAUAACAGCUUUGUACACUGUUACAGGUGGGCUGGCUGCACUGAUGUACACCGACACAGUUCAGACUUUUGUCAUCAUUGCUGGGGCCUUUGUCCUCACCGGCUUCUCAUUUGCUAAAGUCGGGGGCUACAGCGCUCUGCUUAAUAAAUACAGCUCCGCCACGCCGCUUAAUUUCACCUCCCUGGAACCCCACCGCUACAACAUCUCCCCCCACUGCUACACCCCCAGAGCGGACGCCUUCAACCUGCUGAGAGACCCAGCUGCAGGGGACCUGCCCUGGCCCGGGGUGCUGAUUGGGAUUCCAAUAGGGGGCAUCUGGUACUGGUGUACAGAUCAGGUGAUUGUACAGCGCUGCCUCGCAGCUCGCAGCAUCACGGACGUGAAGGCCGGCUGCAUCAUGUGCGGCUACCUCAAACUGCUGCCCAUGUUCCUCAUGGUGUUCCCCGGCAUGAUCAGCAGGAUUCUCUACCCAGAUGAGGUUGGCUGUGUGGUCCCUGAACUCUGCAAGAACAUUUGUGGGACUGAGGUGGGCUGCUCCAAUAUAGCUUAUCCUAAACUGGUGAUAUCAAUAAUGCCGGAUGGUUUGCGCGGUCUGAUGCUGGCUGUGAUGCUGGCUGCUCUCAUGUCCUCUUUGGCCUCCAUCUUUAACAGCAGCAGCACUUUGUUCACCAUGGACAUCUGGACCCGUAUCAGACCACAGGCCGCUGAGCGUGAGCUAAUCGUCGUAGGCAGAGUCUGGGUUCUGUGUAUUGUAGCUGUCAGUAUCUGCUGGAUCCCUGUGGUGCAGGCGGCACAGAGCGGUCAGCUGUUUGAUUACAUCCAGUCCGUCUCCAGCUAUCUGGCUCCCCCUAUCGCCGCCGUCUUCCUCCUGGCUGUGUUUGUUAAGAGGGUCAAUGAAACAGGUGCCUUCUGGGGCCUGAUUUGUGGUCUGCUGAUGGGUUUGUGUCGGAUGUUGCCCGAGUUCUGGUUUGGUACCGGCAGCUGUAUUUUCCCCUCCAGCUGCCCUUACCUGGUGUGUGGGAUCCAUUACCUCCACUUUGCCAUUAUCCUCUUCUUCUGCACGUCAGCGCUUGUGUUGCUGGUCAGCUGCUGCAGCGAGCCAAUAGAUGACCAGCAUCUUCAUCGUCUGGUGUUCAGCCUUCGUCAUUCCAAAGAGGAGAGAAAAGAUCUGGACUGGGAGCAAGAGGAAAAAGGGAGGAGGGCCAGGAGAGAGGCCAGCAGGAGGAUGAGGGAGAAUAAAAGCGAUGCAGGUAAGAAACAAAGGGAAAUCGAAGAGCAGUCUGGGAUCUGCCAACUUAUCAAACGGUUCUUUGGCCGGGGUGGCAGUUCCUCCCCGACCAAUGACGAAGAAGAACCUGAGGAACCGGUGCAGAUGCCCGACAUCAGUGAGGACCCAGUGUGGAAGAACGCCGUGGACGCCAACGCUCUCAUCAUGAUGGCUGUAGCAGUUUUCAUGUGGGGAUACUAUGCAUGACAGAGUCCUUAUGUUGCUUAAUGAAGGUGGAUUUUUAAAUGUCAAGAAAUAAAUACAAGUGUUGCCAUCUGUCACUGCACUGAAUAAGCUAUUUUCUUUAUUUUAAAGUAGUUCAAAGUAGGCGCACGUGCAAAUAUACAACCAUGCUGCAUUCUGACAGCAUGGUCCUUCUCUACUUUUGUCCAGUUUUAAAAAGCAUACGUAAUGCACAGUCUGAAAAAUGCUUUAUCAGGUUAAAAUGCCAUUACUGUAUACGGUUACAUCGUGAUUCAAUCACAGGUCGAUCUCGAAAGGUGUGAAGAUUGAAUUCUAAUAGAAGUUAACUCAAUAAAGCCUAAAAAAUUUUCUAACCUCCUUUAAAACUGUCUCAAAAACAAAAAGAAAAUCAGUGGAAAGUUUGGAGUUGCUUUAUAACACCCAUAAACAUGUGUGCUCAUACUGUGCCCAUCUUCACUCCCGUUUU